Molecule: messenger RNA, 1635 nt
Organism: Trichoderma aggressivum f. europaeum
Lineage: Eukaryota; Fungi; Ascomycota; Sordariomycetes; Hypocreales; Hypocreaceae
Product: transcriptional regulator family: Fungal Specific TF
Exons: 3
Coding region: 1-1635 (544 amino acids)
Biological process (GO): regulation of DNA-templated transcription
Molecular function (GO): zinc ion binding; DNA-binding transcription factor activity, RNA polymerase II-specific
Source: RefSeq, a predicted model, not a curated record
AUGCAACUCGCGAACUUCCCACACUCGCGUCUCCAGAUUGAGGCCCCCCCCCCCCCCGUUACACCCACGCCUCGCACAAUGCUGCCAGCCAAGGUGCCGGUAAGGAGCAGGUCCAAAAGAGGGUGCUGGACCUGUCGUAUCAGGCACCGCAAAUGCGACGAGGGCCACCCCUUCUGCAAGGAAUGCGACAAUCGCAGCAUCCACUGCCACGGCUACGGCCCCAGGCCGUCGUGGUUGGAUAACGAGGAACAGGUUCGCGCCGAGCUCUCGCUCGUCAAGAAGGCUGUCAAGCAGAAUGCAAGGCUGCUGAGCAAGGGUCCCAUCAGACCUGUUGGGAUAGACCCCCAAUUACGGACAAUCUCAGCGAAACAGCAGCAAGACGCGGUCACCGGGCCCGAGCAGGCCUUGUGGGCCUCCUGCCCAAGUCAGGAAAUGCGGUUCCGGGAGGCCGAGCUCAUCAUGCUCUAUCUGGACUACAUCUUCUUCAUCCAGUAUCCGUACUACACUGACAAAGCAGAGCUCGGCGGCCGUGGUUGGCUCUUCUGGUUGUUGAUGAACAAUCGUCCGCUUCGACAAGCCUCGCUGACUUUGGCUGCACUGUAUCAGCGAACCAAGUUUGCGCGGGGAACCGAGUACACGGAAGCAGAACUGAUAGAGUACCACACCACCGCACUGAGUGCCAUGCGACAUGCAUUAUCGGGGAAUGAAGGUGAUCUUGCACUAGACGUCGGCGAGAGACUCAUCACCUUCAUCUCCAGCGGCUGCUGUCUGAUUAGUUUUGAGGUGUUGCAAGGCGGCUCAAAGGGCUGGCAGACUCACCUUGACGCUCUUACAACUGUUGCGAGCAAGAUUAGACUACCGCCAUUCGAAGACUCAGAUGAUGACGAGUCGCCACCACCAUACGCGCCCAGCGGCCCGGGCUCGUCUCUCCGGCGUGGAAUGAAAUAUGCAAGGCGUUUCGAAAUCACAAAGCUGCUUUGGUUCGAAAUCCUGUCGACAGCCUCCUCCGGCAUACCUCCCCGCAUGCCCUAUCGACAAUGGCUUGACUCGGAAGAGAUUCUCAUGGCGGACUUUGUCGGUUGUCAGAAUUGGGUGAUGCGACUUAUUGGAGACUUGUCUAUGAUCGAGGCAGGAAUCGACUUCCCCGGCUUGGACGAGAGACGAGCAUCGCUGGCCAACAUCGAGAAGAUGCUGCGAGAGGGUAUUGAGAGGCUGCGCGUGCAGAGCCGUUAUCCCAGUGCCCCAGUUUCCUGCUACAUAUCGCGAGUGUUUGCAGCCGGAGCCCUCGUGCAUCUCCACCGGGUCCUCGCAACGACUCACCCCGCCGAGGCCGAUAUCCACGGCGCCGUUGCCGCCGUGAUCAAGGAACUAGAGCAAGCCCCUGAGAAGGUGUCGCUUCGAGGCGUAGUUUGGACCAUCUGCCUGGCGGGAUCGAUGGCUCGACCGGAUCAGCAGCCGUUUUUCGAGCGCCUCAUGACACGGAUCCUGGGCACGGCGGAGACCAACUUUGGCAACUGCGAGAGCGUGCAGCGUAUACUGAGGCACUGCUGGACCAAGAGACACGAAGAUCCCCUGGCAGAGUGGACUUUACGGGAUGCCAUGGAGGAGAUUGGCGACUAUCCGCUGCUGGUGUGA